Messenger RNA from Aspergillus clavatus NRRL 1, 762 nucleotides. Its product is annotated as SDR family oxidoreductase. Bases 1 to 762 code for a protein of 253 amino acids. The record is from RefSeq and is a predicted model, not a curated record. NCBI's taxonomy places the organism in Eukaryota, Fungi, Ascomycota, Eurotiomycetes, Eurotiales, Aspergillaceae. The transcript is spliced from 4 exons.
AUGUCCACGUAUCUCAUCACAGGCACCUCGCGCGGGCUUGGCCUCGCCAUGGUCCGCCACCUCGCCAGCCUCCCGCCCUCCACCGUCGGCACCAUCUUCGCCACGUCGCGCGCACCAUCCCUGGACCUGCAGGAAACUAUCCCCCAUCAACAUGCCGACCGCAUCGAAUGGGUCCGCUGCGACACCACUGAUCCCCAGAGCGUGCAGGAUGCCGCAGCACAGGUCCAGCGUCGCUUGCAGGGCCGCGGACUAGAUGUGCUGGUGAACAAUGCAGGAGUGAUGCCGCAUACGCGGGGCGGCGUGGGAAACAUGGAGGAACUAACCGAGACGUUCCACACGAACGUCACCGGCGCGCAUCUCGUCACGAGCGCGUUUCUCCCGCUACUGCGCGAGGGCCGGCGGAAGGUCGUUGUCAACAUCUCCACGACUCUCGGCUCUUGUACCCUGAGCCCGACGUUCCAGGGAAUGCCCACACCAGCAUACAAGAUCACCAAGGCGGCGCUCAACAUGCUCACGCUGCAAUACGCGCAGGAUUACGCGCGUGAGGGGUUUACCUUUUUCGCCGUGAGCCCCGGGUGGCUGCAGACAGACAUGGGCGGGGCGAGAGCCGAUCUCGCGCCGGAGACGGGCGCAAAGGCCGUCCUGGAUAUAGUGCAGGAUGCAACGCCAGCGCUCAAUGGGAGGUUUCUGAAUAUCCGGGUGUCUGGGUGGGAGGAGAAUGAGGGACUGAACCAGUACGAUGGGAGGGAGGUGCCGUGGUGA